AACCAGUAGAAGACCAACAAAAACUAAACAAAAACAGACAGGAUGGAUCGAGGGACGGAUCGAUUGGACUCAGCUGACUUCGACUUGGAGGAUGCGAUCAACGAGCUAUGUCCACAUGAAUCCUCUUCAGCAAGCCUCCCUCUGCUCCAGAUCUUACUCCGCCAACGUCUACUCGAAUGCACCCACCAAACAGCCAUCUUGAGGGCCGAACUACAGGCUGCUUGCGACUCGGGAGAUGGCCAAUCAGGCUGCAUCGAAAACAUUCAGGAAGGCAUCGGGGCAUUAUUAACAACACUAUCCACCAUCCGAUCUUCAUCAACCGAAGCUCAAUCAGUCGUCGAAUCGAUCACCAAGGAGAUCAGGACACUCGACCUGGCAAAGCUCAAUAUCGAAAGCGCAAUAGCCGGCUUGAAGAGAUUAGGAAUGUUAGUGAAUGCUUUCGAUCAAUUAACUCGACUCGCCAAGGGCCGCAAGUACCGCGAAACGGCCUCGGCCCUCCAAGCCGUCCAAAGCUUAUCAGUCCAUCUCGAUCAACUCGCCAGCAGUGUGCCCCGCGUCGCAAGCCUGUUCAAAGCUCUCCAAGAGACUCAAGGCUUACUACGGAGGACCAUCAUGGAAGAGUUUUCAACUGCAUUCGAGGACAAGAGCGUGGCUAUCAACAGAGGACAACUAGCCGACUCAUGUCUGGUAAUUGAUGCACUCGGGCCAGAUGCACGUGGCUCGUUGAUCGACUGGUAUACGACUUUCCAACUGCGUGAAUACCGCCGGAUCUUUUCAGGUGCGAGCUCAGAAGCCGGCCAACUCGAUAACAUCUCCCGAAGAUACGCCUGGUUCCGACGGACGCUGAAGAGCCACGAGGAAGAUCCGAAUGGCGGGGCUCGGAUCUUCCCCGAGUCGUGGAUGGUCCAAGUCAGUCUCUGUGGUCAGUUUGGUGAAGCCACUAGGGAAGACCUUAAGGAUGUCCUCGCUCGUUCUCGCUCGACUCUCAAAGUAGACGUCCUACUCCAAGCACUCCAAAUCACCACCACUUUCGAGAGGGAAAUGUCCCAAAGGUUUGAAAUGCCGUACGAGGACAUUGCCGCCAGAUCUAAAUCUGCUCACGUUGGGAACGCCACUCCAAUCCGGACUGCUUUCGAAGCUUACCUCGGCAUCUUUGUUGAUGCUCAGGAUAGUGCAUUGUCUGAUAUGUUUAACCAGUUCCGAUCUUCAAUCCCCAAGCUAUCGGACUUCGUUGAUGUCCGGCCCGAUGAUCGACCAUCAGCAAUCCUACCCUCAUCGAUGGAGCUGUUCCACUUUUACCGAUCGACCCUGGAUCGAUGUGCAGCCCUGACGACCCGGAAACCGUUCCUUGAUCUAUGUGAGGUAUACAAAAAGUGGCUGAAAGUUUACAGCGAAGAGAUCCUCUCAGCGAGUCUCUCUGGAGCGAUUACUGCCCAUACUAGUCGUCCCUCUGGGCCCGCUGCCGUCCACGAAUCGUCUAAUUUUGAUUCUGGUCUCAAAGUCGCAACAUCCUCGUUCUUGCUUUGUGCCUGCGCCAUUCUCAACACGGCUAAUUAUUGUGCAGAGACCGCCGACCAGCUACAGACCAAGCUGCAAGACACAAUCAGCCAAGACUUCAAGUCUCAAGUCACGCUCGACAGUCAACAGGACCUAUUCCGAGGAAAUAUCUCGUCGGCCAUCUCGGCUCUUCUGAAGGAGUAUGAGGACGUCUCUGAGAUGGCAUUCACGGCUAUGGUCAAAUUACAGUGGAAGGAGAUCGAGUUCGUGUCCGCCGAAAGUGCCUAUGUUCACGACCUUAUCAAAAUCACUUCCUCUGUCACCGAUCUCAUCAAGAUGCACGUCGAGCAAAAGAAAUACGUCCGCAGUUUCUGCGAUAAAGUAGUAGGGACAUUAGUUAGUCGAUUCACGCGCUCGAUCGUCCGUUGUCGACCGAUCACGCCGAUCGGGGCCGAACAGAUGAUCCUCGACCUCCAAGUGUUGAAGAACCAUCUGCUGCUCUUGCCUCGGCUGGAGCCCGACACCCCGGUUACCUCCUCAUACACCCGCUACCUGACCAAGAGCAUCGGCAAAUUGGACACCCUCUUAAAGGUUAUCAUGUCCCCUGUUGAACCCCCGGACGAAUUUGUGAAACAUUACCUGCUCCUCGUCCCUUGUCAAUCCUUCUCUGAUUUCCAAAAAGUCUUGGACUUCAAGGGAGGAAAACCACAAGACCAGAACCGAUUAUUAGACGUCUUUCUAGCGGUGACCUCAGUCCAACCGGACCUAGCCGACAGCUCGUUCCUCUCGAGCAUCGACAUGAACCCGGAUGGCUCGACGGGGCAGGGAGGGAGUGGGGGCGGAGGAGGGGUCUCGUUGCUCCAGUUCACCCGGACCUCCGAGGCGGCCCGUAAAGCCGCGGCGAAUUCCUCACUCACUUCAUCGACCUCUGAUCCGUCCCUCCUCGACCAUAAUAACCUGGCCGCUUCUUCCGCUGUCGCUCCUGCUUCUAGCGCUUUCACUGAUUUUAGAAGGUUCGGUCAGAAGUUGGGGAUGGGAUUGCGCUUCUCUCGUGAGACUAAGGCCGAAUAA
Messenger RNA from Puccinia graminis f. sp. tritici CRL 75-36-700-3, 2568 nucleotides. RefSeq lists its product as uncharacterized. Bases 43 to 2568 code for a protein of 841 amino acids. NCBI's taxonomy places the organism in Eukaryota, Fungi, Basidiomycota, Pucciniomycetes, Pucciniales, Pucciniaceae. The transcript has 12 exons. Gene Ontology annotation, cellular component: GARP complex. The record is from RefSeq and is a predicted model, not a curated record. Gene Ontology annotation, biological process: retrograde transport, endosome to Golgi.